This is a messenger RNA of Rubroshorea leprosula, 1231 nucleotides long. NCBI's taxonomy places the organism in Eukaryota, Viridiplantae, Streptophyta, Magnoliopsida, Malvales, Dipterocarpaceae. The record is from the annotation of a GenBank genome assembly.
GAUGCUAUUGUCAUUGUUGAGUGUGAUAGGAAAAUAGGUAGAGCUCUCAAACGUCUUGAAGAUGAGGAUGCAAAGGCUGCUAUUGCUAUAUCAGUCUCUGAAGUUACUCAGGCUUUGGAUAGGUCUUAAUUUUGUCUGUCUGACCUUUCUCCCACUUGGGACUUACAGAUUUAUUUCUUUUCUAUGUUGAUGUUACAGACACCAGAAGUAGUAGAGCUUUCAAAGCAGAUUAAGGAGAAAUUAAAAGAAGUUAAUCAAUAUGGUAACAUUGGAAGCAUCUCGCUUCGUGUGUUAUUAGUUAAGUUUUUAUGAUUUGAUUUUUGUUGAAAUCUAUCUACUUUUGAUGUUGAGUUUGAGAUUUUAUUUCACUUUUAUGCUUGAAUGCCUUGUUUUCAAAUUGCCUUUCGAAGGUUAUGUAUAAAAGGAGGGGGUGGGGGUUGGGCAGGCUGCUAGUAUUUUCUAUUGAGGUUUAUACGUACGAGGUGUGACUCUUGAAUUGCAACAAAGAUGCGUUUUCUGCCUCGCCAAUUGAUGAUGAGUACUUGAUUUGUUUUCUUUGAUUUAACUUGGUUAUUCUUCUUUGAAUUAACUGAUUCAGGUUGAUGUCCAAAUUUAUAACAAUUGUUGUGAAGUUUUUUGUUUGUAGGUUCAAUAGAUUUCAUAAAUUUUAAGAUUUUGAUUAUAUGGUACAGGGGGAUGACCAUGGUUGGAGUUUGACUGCUUUCCCUGUAAUCUCAACUCUAAGGUGUUUAAUUUGUUAUAAAAACUUAAAAAGGAAUAAUUAAAUGAUUCAAUCAGUAUUUUUAGAGUGAGGAGACUGCCUUAGAUUAUCCAAUUGUCUGGUUGAUAUGUUUGGAUAGUUAAGAUUAAAUCAAUAUGGUUGAAUUCAACCAAAGGCUAUGUCUCCUCACAUAAUCUAGAGGACUUGGCCAAUGGUGCCAAAGAAUGGUCAACCGUUCACAUCAUUUGGUGUGCCUUUAAAUGGCAGAUUAGCAUGACAAAGUAAUGAUCUGUCACAAUAUCACUUUUGUUGCAGCCUUUGUAAAUGAGUUUUUGAGAAUUCUUGAGAAAUUUCUCUUGUUAGGGAGUUUAACAUAUGAUUGGUUUCAGUGAUUAUAUCAAAUCCAUAAUAUUACAUUGCUUUACUUGAUGACUUCCCACUAGGCCAUAUUGUGUUUGAUUUUCAAAGCCUUUUUACAAGUUUUUUGUUUAAAGUUCUAAAUUUUGUACA